GGCCCGUCGCGGCGCCCCCGGCCCGCCCGGCCGCCGACGCACCGCGGAUGCCGUCGCGCUGUCCGAAGGCCACGACGACGCGCUCGUCGUGCGGGCGCAGGACGAGGUCGAGCGGGAAGCUGAAGGUCUUCUCGGUGUCGGCGCGGGGCGCGUAGUGGUCCAGCUGGUAGAUGAGCCCGCCGGCCUUGUUCACCACGUACACGCUGAAGAUCGCCAUGGCGCCGCCCCGCCCGCCCGGAGGUGGUGCCGCGCCGUGCCCCGGAAGCCGCCUGCGAGCACGGGGCUUCCCCGCGCCCCGCGCCAGGCGCUUCCUUUCUCGGCCGACAUCUUGUGGAGCAGACCCGCUGCAGCAUGCCGCCCAAAGACGACAAGAAGAAGAAGGACGCGGGCAAGUCCGCCAAAAAGGAUAAAGACCCCGUCAAUAAGUCUGGCGGCAAAGCCAAGAAGAAGAAGUGGUCCAAGGGGAAAGUAAGAGACAAGUUGAACAACCUUGUCCUGUUUGACAAGGCCACCUAUGACAAACUGUGCAAGGAGGUGCCCAACUACAAGCUCAUCACGCCUGCAGUUGUCUCGGAAAGACUGAAGAUUCGAGGCUCCCUGGCGAGGGCUGCCCUCCAGGAGCUGCUCAGCAAAGGUUUGAUCAAACUGGUGUCCAAGCACCGAGCGCAAGUGAUCUACACCAGGAACACGAAAGGUGGAGAUGCGCCUGCUGCAGGGGAGGACGCAUAGCGAGGAGGUUCCCCACUGGCCUCGUCAGCUAUGUGUCCUAUGUAGAUGCACACAAUAAAAUUAUUGAAGUAAUUUUUCUUGCCUUUUCAA
Messenger RNA from Strigops habroptila (Kakapo), 819 nucleotides. It is a transcript of the gene RPS25, whose product is annotated as ribosomal protein S25. The transcript has 5 exons. NCBI's taxonomy places the organism in Eukaryota, Metazoa, Chordata, Aves, Psittaciformes, Psittacidae. Gene Ontology annotation, molecular function: structural constituent of ribosome. The coding region runs from base 352 to 729 and encodes 125 amino acids. Gene Ontology annotation, cellular component: cytosolic small ribosomal subunit. The record is from RefSeq and is a predicted model, not a curated record.